Contarinia nasturtii (swede midge) is the source of this 3915-nucleotide messenger RNA. RefSeq names its product carbohydrate sulfotransferase 11. Gene Ontology annotation, biological process: carbohydrate biosynthetic process. Gene Ontology annotation, molecular function: sulfotransferase activity. The transcript has 7 exons. Bases 1769 to 2824 code for a protein of 351 amino acids. Gene Ontology annotation, cellular component: membrane. The record is from RefSeq and is a predicted model, not a curated record. Lineage: Eukaryota; Metazoa; Arthropoda; Insecta; Diptera; Cecidomyiidae.
GUGCUAGUUUCAACGUGCUAGUCUUUUCAUUGAAUAUUUUUCGAAAAAAAUAAUAAUAAUCAAGUUUCAGUUUUUCAUCUCCUGUAGUUGAUAUUAAAGCGAUAAUUUUGAUUGAAUAUGUGUGGUGUUUGCAAUUUUGAUUGAACUCUCAAUUGGAAGAAAAAAAUAUCGGCACGUGCAAUAUGCAUAUAUAUCUGUAGUGCUUCCAGUGGCUUCCACCUUUUUUUUCCAUUUGAAUCGCUCGUAUAUGGUUCUUAAUUGAAUUUUCCGCAUUGCAUUAAUAAACAUAACUAUAACUGUGAACGAGGAAGGAACACGGGAAAGUAUCGUUUUAGUGUGAGCACAUGCAAUAGUGAUUGAAUGGAAAUGAGUACAUUGGUCUGCCGCUACCAGAUCGUUGCAAUUUGUGGAAAAUCAUCCGCAUCACUUUGAUGUGUAUACAUCUGCUGGAAUUACAGUGCAACAUUAACUGCUGACGCAAAUAAUUUAAACGUACAAGAGAAUCAAUAGUAAUAUUUUUGGAUUCAUUAGUCGCAUGCUAUUAAAAAGAGCAUGACACUUGAUUAGGCACGCCGGACAGAAAUAGAUAAAACAUACGGAGACAGCAUUAUACAACGACCAAAGCAAAGUAAAUCCGUGCAGCUUGUGAAUAAGAGGGAAAAAAUAAACAGAGCUGUUUUACAAACAACAAAUAGACUAGAUAAAGUGUGUUCCACCAAAUAGAAAGUAUCAACGAAAGGAAGAAAAGAAAAGAGAAGAAGUAACAUACAAAAAUAGAAUUGCAGGCAACUUUGGAUGAUUGAUGUGGUGUAUCUAAAAAUAUGCACAAUUGUUAUCAGAACAUUGAAUCACAUGCACAUUGCUUGUUAAAAUGCAUAAUCAUUUUGCAAAAGUGGAUCCUGUUCUCGGUGCGAUACCAUUAAUUACGAGCCGGAAGAAGUCUUCCUGUGCCCCCAUAGAAUAAGUGCUGAUGCCGAUGCCGAUGCGCGGCGACUGCCAACUUUGAACACACACACACACUUUCUAUACAAAACGAACCGAAGGAAUUGUGUUGAACGAAUGAACAAACGAGCCGAAUUGGCAAGCGAACGAGAAAGUCCCAUUAUCACAAGAUAUGUGUGUGCAAACAAUAUACAGAAUGUGUACGCUCAUCAAUUUUUUUCGCUCUAGUAUUUACAUUGCCGCUUCAAAUACAACACACAACUUGAACUCGUGAAAAUGUUCAACGGUUUUUCAUCGGCAGCGACAGAGAGCAGAAAAUUAACAACGUUACAACAAGAACAUGUACAAUAUAAAUGUACGAUUUUUCCUACAAAGCGCGAAAACUUUGAAAAUAUUUGACAAUCAUUCACUAUUUUUAGAGUGCAAUAAAACAUUUGAACGGUGAAUACGAAAAAUAUUGGAUACUGUUGCUGCUACACAAACAACCAUUCAACAAACGGUUUAAAUUGAAACCGUCACUUUGCUAUCUUGAUUUAAGCGAUAUGGUGGAAAAAAUUACCCUCCAAAAGAGAAAAGUAAAACAAUUAACAUGAACAAAAAAAUCGGUAUUGUGCAACGAAAACAACAAAAAGUGACAUUCAUUUUUUGAGCUUAUACAAAAGAUAAAAAAUAUAUAUUAUAAUAACUGAAUCGCAUGUACAUUACAACAAUUACAUUGAAAAUCGAAUUGAGGAACGAGCAUUAUUGUCGCUGCAUUGUGUGUUGUUUUUAUCUCUCACGUGAGAACAUAUAAGUGGUGGAAUUGAAAUUUCUUUUUUUUUUGUUCAUGAGAGCUCAUCGUACACAGUGUCGCUGUUUAAAGCGAUUCAGUUUGUGUAUAAUUGCAAUUGGGCUUUUACCCAUUUUAAUCGUUUAUUUUUUGGUUAGCGAUCAACUUUAUUACCGAAUCAAACGGACCGACAAUGAGAAUGGCACUCAAUUUGUUGGCGACGACUCAAUGUCGCGGUCACUAUCACAAAAGGAAAUGGAAAUGAUUGAAGAGCGUAUGCGUCAACGUACGGUUCGUCUGGCACAAAAAUGCACCGAAUUCGGUUUGGAUAUUCGAAGAAAUGACUCAUUACAUCGACCAAAUUCGUGGGAAUUUUUGGUGAACAAACGCUACCAUUUGGUUUGGUGCAAUGUGUUUAAGGCGGCAUCCACAUCAUGGAUGUACAAUUUCAAUAUAUUAGCUGGAUAUUCGCCAGAAUUUUUGCGAAAAAGCAAUAUUGUGCCAUUGGAAUUGGCUCGCAAACGUUAUGAACGGGUUACAGUGACGCAGCUGGAGAAGGCAUUAAAUGUUUCGGUGUCAUUUUUAAUUGUGCGUCAUCCAUUUGAGAGGCUUUUAAGUGCCUAUCGUGAUAAAAUCAUGUUUGCCAUACCACACUCGCUGCACGAUAAAUUGGGCAAUAAAAUUAUUCGAAAAUAUCGAAAAAACCGACGACUUCGAGAGCCAAAGUGGCCAUUGUUUUCCGAAUUUGUGAGCUAUUUGCUCGAUGAAAUGUCGAAGCGAUCACCAAAGACCGAUAUGCAUUGGGUACCGAUCACUGAAUUUUGUACACCAUGCCAAAUUAAAUUCGAUGUCAUUGCAAAAUUUGAAACGCUCGACGAAGAUCAGCGAUUUCUCAUUGAACGUGCCGAUCUUCGACGUCACAUUUCACCACAAUGGAAAAAUUCAGGCAAAGGAAAAAACACACAAGAAUUAACUACAAAAUUUUUUUCCCAGUUGAGCAUGAACCAAUUGGAUAGACUUUGUGAUAUUUACAAAUACGAUUUGCAAUUAUUUGAUUAUGCUCCAGAACCAUUUUAUAAUAUUGUUAGAAAUGCAUCGAAAAAAGUUGUGUGAGCAAUAAAAACAAGCACAAACAAUUUAAAUUUUAUUUCAAGUUAAAAAAGACAAAAUAUAAAUGAUUUAAAAUAAAUUAGUUUAGCUGUAAUUGGAUUUUCGCUCACAAAAAUUUGGAGGAAAAAUUCAGAGAACCAUUCAUUAAGCAAAUAGAGCUCACACAUUUAUUAAGCAUAAACAAUGAAUAUGAAAAACAAAUGCUAUCUUAAUUAAAAAAAACUAAAUUUUACAAAUUGGACAUUUAUCAGAUAGUUUUUAAUUUAAUUUUGUAGCAUUUGAACCAAAUGAUACGAGUCAUCCAAAUCACCAUCAAAUCAACGUUUAAAAAUGACAUAUACACAAAUAAGCAAAUAGCAAAGAAUUUAGAGAGUAUAUCAAUUAUUUAGAAAAGAGAGAAACAACAACUAGUAAUAGCAAGUUAUCAAUUUUGUUCUUGUCUUACCAUUUAUAAACAUAAUCAAUUAAAUGUUCAUGUUAUCUUGAAUGACAUUUCAGUUUUCUUUUCUAGAAAAAUAAAACGAUCGAGUUUAGUGCUGUUGAUACAAAGCACUAUUGAAAUAAAUGGACAAUACAAAUAACGAGACAAAGAACAAAACAUUUACAAAUUGUGAAAACAAAAAAAAAAACACUUAAAAUUGCAAUUGAUAAUUUUAAAUGGUAGAUAAAGCACACAAUGAGAGAAAUUUUAUAUUUUUUAGACAAAUUCCAAAUAGAGAUUAUGUUAAAUCCCAUCAUUAUGCAUUCACGCAUUAAAAAUACGAUUUUUUUAAAAACGAAAUUUUUUUUAGUGAUUAAGUGUAUUUUGAACAAAUUGCUAAUUUGCAAAGAAGAAAGAAGCAAAUCGAUUAUAUCUGUACUUUAUUGGUGAACAUUUCACAAAAUUUUAAUGUGUAUUUAAUUGCAAAACAAAUUUCCUUCUAUUGAAUUGAUGCUGUUUCACACAUCGUUGAAUAAAUUUUCAAUGAAAAUGUACUUGUUUUAAACCAAUUUUUGCAAUUAUUUAUUGGUAUGGCGUAUAAAUUCCAUAUUCCAAAUAUAGACUCGAGUAGAACAUGCAUAUAUUGUAAAAAUAAAGUAUCUCAAUACACCGA